Messenger RNA from Rhinichthys klamathensis goyatoka, 2133 nucleotides. It is a transcript of the gene clk2b, whose product is annotated as CDC-like kinase 2b. Bases 158 to 1654 code for a protein of 498 amino acids. The transcript has 13 exons. Gene Ontology annotation, cellular component: nucleus. NCBI's taxonomy places the organism in Eukaryota, Metazoa, Chordata, Actinopteri, Cypriniformes, Leuciscidae. Gene Ontology annotation, biological process: regulation of RNA splicing; protein phosphorylation. Gene Ontology annotation, molecular function: protein tyrosine kinase activity; ATP binding. The record is from RefSeq and is a predicted model, not a curated record.
UGUCCCGUCUCUUGAACGCGCACUUUGAUUUAGCGAAACUGCGUGUGCGCGCGCUGAGCUCAUCACCGGAAGUUGUGCGCGAGAAUUCACGGAGCGGUAAAAUAACGGCAGAACGGAUUUUCUGUGGGAUAAACGCACCGGCGUCGCUGCUAAAGCGAUGCCUCACUCCCGGCGAUACCCGUCGUCUGAGCGGAGUCGCAGUGGGAAUCAUCAUGUUCGUUACGAGCGGCACCGGCGGAGGCGCCGCACACGCAGCCGCUCCUCGUCCUCCAGCGCCCAGCGGGACCGCAGCCGCAGACGGAACCGCGAGAGACGCCAGCGCUCCAGGAGUUAUGACGACCACAGGCUGAGCAGCAGACGCUACUGUCGCGGCGAGCGCGAGGAGUUUGUCGAGAACGGCUUCUUCCGACACACACACUUCUCCCGUCGCUCUCACGACUUCCGUUCGGAUCGGGAUCCCGGAGCGGAUCAGAGGAGCAGUCGACGCGUGCGCAGACACCGCAGAACCAGGACCCGCUCCAGAACACACUCCUUCAGUCAGAGCCGGUCCUUCUCCUCCCAGAGUUGCAGUCGUGUGCGCGGGUGGGCUGUUAAAGAUGAUGACGAGGGUCACCUGGUCUAUCGGCCCGGUGACGUGCUUCAGGACAGAUAUGAGAUCGUGGGAACGCUCGGGGAGGGAACCUUUGGGAAAGUGGUGGAGUGUAUCGAUCAUCACAGGGGAGGCUCUCACAUCGCGCUGAAGAUCAUUAAGAAUGUGGAGAAGUACAAAGAAGCAGCUCGUCUGGAGAUUAACGUUCUGGAGAAAAUCAACCAGAAAGAUCCAGAAAACAAGAAUCUGUGUGUGCAGAUGCUGGACUGGUUCGACUAUCAUGGGCACAUGUGCAUCAGCUUUGAGCUGCUAGCUCUCAGUACCUUCGACUUCAUGAAGGAGAACAAUUACCUUCCCUACUCCAUCAGUCAGGUCCGACACAUGGCCUACCAGAUCUGCCUCGCCGUCAAGUUUCUCCAUGACAACAAGCUGACACACACAGACCUGAAGCCCGAGAACAUCCUGUUCGUGAACUCUGACUAUACCGUCCUCUAUAACCCGGAGAAGAAGCGAGACGAGCGCUCCGUCAACAGUCCUGCUGUGAAGGUUGUGGACUUCGGCAGCGCCACGUUUGACCACGAGCAUCACAGCAGCAUCGUUUCCACACGACACUACAGAGCGCCAGAGGUGCUUCUGGAGCUGGGCUGGAGUCAGCCGUGUGACGUCUGGAGUAUUGGCUGUAUUCUGUUUGAGUUCUACCGCGGCUACACACUCUACCAGACUCAUGAUAACAGGGAGCAUCUGGCCAUGAUGGAGCGAGUACAUGGACCAGUUCCUUCAAGAAUGAUUCGUAAAACGAGGAAGCAGAAGUACUUUUACCGAGGUCGACUGGACUGGGACGAGAACUCGUCAGCGGGGCGAUACGUCAGAGAGAACUGCAGGCCUCUGAGAAGGUACGUGUUGUUCGAGUCAGAGGAGCAUCAUCUCUUCUUUGAUUUGUUGGAGGGUUUGAUGGAGUUCGAGCCGGACCGGCGUCUCUCUCUCUCCGCUGCGCUGCGUCAUCCUUUCUUCAGUCCCGUCCGAGACGCCGAACACUUCAGCGGCUCCCGUAACAUCAGCCGGUGACCUCUGACCUCUCCUUUAACCCCUGCUAGUGUUUCACAGCGGGUCUGACUGUAUGGAGGACGCCCGUUUCUGAGCCGGUGGAAACGCCCACAGGACUGAUGGACAGGUUGGUCAUCCAAUCACGUAUGCUUAUGUCAUGAUGAAGAGACUGCUAAUGAUUGGGUGAGUUCUCCGCUCGCUGCUGAUUGGAGGAGAGAAACAGCCAGUAGCAUUAAACUGAAACCUUCACGAACGCCCUGAUUGGUCGGCCUUCGUUUGACGGACAGCUUCGCUCUGCCACAAGGGGGCAGAACAUCUUAAGGUUGUUUCGGAUCAUUUCAGGUGCCUAGGAUAUCAGAUAUUGCACAUGUCGUGCUUCUCGGCAGACAAACACACUUUUUCAGUAUUUAUUUUACGACUUUUGUUGUUUUGUAUUAAAUGAAUAUCAUUGUAUAUACAGUACGUGUUCUCUAUAAUAAAAUGUGCUUCAUAUCAUUUGA